GGCGGUUUCACCGGCGCGGGGCGCGGGCCGGGGCCGCGGAGGUCGCGCGCCUCCCGCCUCCUCCCUCCGAGACGUGUCAUACGUCGGCACUCCGUCCUCGCCGAUCGCUCAGUCGUAGCGUGGAGUGCCCCGUCACCGGUCGUUUUCGCCCUUCGCCGGAGUGACCGUUCGAUAGAGUGACGUGCGACGACUCCGACUCGCCCUCGGGUCGCCGCCUUCUAGGGGAGUCGGAAGCCAGCCGCGGGUGCGUUCGCGACCGUCCCGACCGUAGAGUAUCCGGUAGCAGUCGAAAAUAGCCUUCGUUAUCAUGACGACCUCGGCCGGCGAGACGAGAUAAUAGGAGGUCGGCAGCACCUGCGCGGCGCGGCCCACGUGCGCGCCCGCUGCAGCCGACAAUUAGCGAGUGGCUCGCUCCUCCGCCGCCUGCCGGGCCGUCUUCCCUCUCUUAUCUCCGGCCGCCCUCCCCCUCCCCGAGCUGCCCUAAUGACUCGCGAUAACUGGCUAAAGUCUAAACAAAAGACCCGACUAUCGAAUAUUGCAUAGUCGAUGGCUAUCAAUUAGUCCAUGACAAAGGCAAUUUAAAAUAAACCUACUUAAAUCAGUGAAUAAUGUUACGUCGUAGUGAGUUAACGGACACUACACAGUUUACAAAAAUGAGAACUAGAAGUGUGAGUUAGCAUCGAUCGAAAGGAUGGAAAUACUUAUGGAAGCCGCCAAAUCUAAUUUCCCGAUUGCGAAUUAUCGAAAUCCUCGCAGCGGAGCGCAGUACUUCGGAGAGAUGGGCGCGCCCGGGGACGCCUUCUACGGCGAGACGCUUCACACCAUAUCGAUAAAUACCAGGGAAACAGACUUCGGGAGCGUCAUCCAGCCGAUCCCGAUCACGCUGAGGGCCUACAAGCAGUUCCAGACGCCGGCCGGAGUCACAAACGGCGCUCCCUUCCUCCAAACCGAAGGCCUGCCGUCGACCGCCAAGGAUGUCGAUAUGGCCAACGAUGAUAUAGAGAAGGACACCUCAGAAAAUGACAAAGUUCCUAGUGAAGAAGCCAGUAAACCGACGAGAAUAGCGAGGCCACCCAAAAAGAAGUGGAUCAAAGAAUAUUUAGAGGAAGAGCCGACGCCCGUUUCGUUGCGGGUGACGGAGUUGUCGGUGGCGGGCGGCAACGGCCUGGUGCGACCGAAGUCCCCGGCGGCGGUGGUGGCCCCCGUGACGGGGGUACCGGCGCCGCUGGCGGUGGCACCCGCACCCCGAGUGCCUCUAGUGGAACCGAGCCCUGCCCCCGUAGUAACGUCGGUCGUGCAUACCACGUCCCUCCUAGACUUCGUUCAAGAACAUUCCAAGCAGCGCGUCAACAGUAGCCAUGGUUCCCAGAUCCCGUCGCCGACGUCGAGUAGUAGCAACGGUACGCCGCGGGCCGGCACGCGGGAAGUCCACAACAAGCUGGAGAAGAACCGCCGAGCUCACCUCAAGGAGUGCUUCGAGCUGCUCAAGCGCCAGCUGCCCGCCACGCCCGACGACAAGAAGACCUCUAAUCUGGCGAUACUGGGGUCCGCUAUACGGUAUAUUCAGGUGCUGCGGCGCAAGGAGCGUGAAUGCGAGCAUGAGCUGGAGCGGCUGGCGCGGGAGAAGAUCGCGGCCCAGCAGCGCCUCGCCACGCUCAAGCGGGAGGUGCCGCUGCAGCCGCCCAGGCACAGGGUUGUAGAAACUGUUGUCGAGGAUGGCGAGCGGAGUAGCAAAAUCAAUGGCACCGUUUUAGGAACCAAUUUAAAUAUGCGGACGUCUCCGCCGUUGUGUGCGAGUGUGGCGAAGAGCUCGCCGACGCUCAACCUCAGCACCAGCCUGCGGACGGUGCCGCUGCAGAUCUCCUCCGCACCCUCGCAGGUCGUCCGGACGUCGUACGGGGCGCGGCACAAUACGCUCACACUGACCACGCUCUCCUCUGUUGACGCCGCACAGAACUCUCAAGAGAAUGGCGUUACCAACACUCUGGGUACCUUGGUCCAUCCUGCCCAAAUACAUCUACCGAUAUCCCAGGUGGUUGGCAACGGCGGUCUGGUGGUCGGUCCGGCGGCGCUUCAGCUGCUGUCCACCAGCGGCCUGCGGGUCCUACAGGCGCCUACUGUACACGCUAAUGGGUUGACUACAGAGAGUACGGUGGUAGUUAAAGAGAAUGGUAUCGUGUCUACACCGACGGCGGUCACGUCAGAAGGUGUGGUAGUGAGCGGUCUGUCCCCUAUCGUGGUGUCGCAACCGGCCGCGCACCUGCAGCUGCAAACACACACUCUUGCGCACAAGGUGGUCGAAACACAAAUGGUGAAGGGCAGUGUGGCGCCGCUGACGGUGUCGGCGCGGUAUCUCAGCGCCACCACCAUCGUCAAGCCCGUGGUGGUGGUGUCGAGUGCCCCCACCGCCCCCACCGCCCCCGCGCCCCCCUCCUCCACGUGACCGGACCCGCCCCCCGACCACUGAGCGCCCCCUCCCGUGGACAUACUCAACUCGUGUGAUCUAUUUAUAGUCUCUAUCCGUUACGUCUCCCUCGGAAAUUAUUUAUGUAAUAUAAAAUGACUGAUAUUUAUUAUGAGAAGUAAAAUUAUAUGAAAAAAUUAUUAGCAAAAUUAUAAACGCAAUACUGUUAGUCGUAAUCGCGUAUGUGGGCUCCUGGUUUAUGCAUUUUAUUGUGUCUUCUCUUGGCUGAUGUACUGAAGGUUGUCGGCACUUAAGGCCACGUUCACUGCCAAAGUUACUAUAAUUUCAAUUAAAUUGACUAGCUACAUGUGUACUCGUAGCACGCGCGGUAAGAGUGACCGUAAUUAUUAUUAAAUUAUCGUUAUACAAUGUUUUAUGCAAGGAACCUAUGCCCGGAAAUCUAUGAUUUUUUUAGUUUUCAGAGCACGAUUACUGACUAGAUAUCGGCCGGCCAAAGUACUCGUAGCGAUAUAUUUUUCUACUGGCACUAUGUGCGAGACCCGACAUGUUUCUUAAUAUUUAAGGGAGCAAAAUUCAUCUAAAAUAAAAUAUUUUUUGGAGUGGAUGUCUUUUAGGAUGGGCCUAGAUUCUACUAUAAGUUAGCAAUCUCCUUGAAUAUGAUUUUACAAAGAAAUAUUUUAGUACCGUGUGCAUCAAAAUGAACACUUACCUCCUUCGCUGGACCUUCAAGUCAUAUAAAAUAAGAAAUGAAUAUUUAAUAAGAAAAUAUAUAAAAUAGAAUUUAAAAUAGACAAUAGUCAGUAAAGUUUGUCAUUGAGAAUAUUAGCGUAAAUAUGUUGUAAUCAGUUUUAAGCCUAAGUUAGUUUAAAUAAAAAAGUAUAAAAAACAGUAAGUAUCUG
This is a messenger RNA of Aricia agestis (brown argus), 3324 nucleotides long. RefSeq names its product max-binding protein MNT-like. Gene Ontology annotation, biological process: regulation of transcription by RNA polymerase II. Bases 692 to 2443 code for a protein of 583 amino acids. Lineage: Eukaryota; Metazoa; Arthropoda; Insecta; Lepidoptera; Lycaenidae. The record is from RefSeq and is a predicted model, not a curated record. Gene Ontology annotation, molecular function: DNA-binding transcription factor activity, RNA polymerase II-specific; RNA polymerase II cis-regulatory region sequence-specific DNA binding; protein dimerization activity. The transcript has 13 exons.